This is a messenger RNA of Oncorhynchus tshawytscha (Chinook salmon), 1468 nucleotides long. Its product is annotated as olfactory receptor 2AT4-like. The record is from RefSeq and is a predicted model, not a curated record. Gene Ontology annotation, biological process: G protein-coupled receptor signaling pathway. Gene Ontology annotation, cellular component: membrane. Lineage: Eukaryota; Metazoa; Chordata; Actinopteri; Salmoniformes; Salmonidae. Bases 56 to 1036 code for a protein of 326 amino acids. The transcript has a single exon. Gene Ontology annotation, molecular function: G protein-coupled receptor activity; olfactory receptor activity.
ACGGAGCAAGCGUUUGUGUUUGCCUGGAGCGCAGGUGUGCGGAACCAGCUCAGCCAUGACAUUCCUUCGCAGGUUGCAAUGGAACGACUCCUCCGUUCUAAUCCAUCCUCCAGGGUUCUACAUCAUCGGCUUCACCUCCCUGCCCUUUGCCAACCUCUACUUCAUCUUCCUCGCUUUCGUUUACGUGGUGUCGGUCGUGUUCAACACAUGUGUGAUCUAUAUAAUAUCCGUGGACCUUCGCCUCCACAAUCCCAAGUAUAUCGCGGUUGGUAACCUUGCGGUGGUUGAUCUGGUGCUGAAUACUUGCAUUAUUCCCGCUAUGCUAAAGGCGUUUCUUGCUAAAAACAAUUUUGUGCCGUUUAAUCUGUGUAUGGUACAGAUGUAUGUGUAUUAUUCCUUCAUAUGUAUGGAAUCGUUCUCCAUCGCCGUGCUCGCCUAUGACCGUAUGAUCGCCAUAUGUUUCCCUCUGAGGCACGGCUCCAUCAACACCAUGACGAGUAUGUCGUGUAUUCUUGGUGUCAUCUGGUGCUUCUGUCUUGGUAUACCGAUAUUCAGCACAGCCAUUAUGACCAGGCUGUCCUACUGCGAUUCCGUUAACGUCUACAGCUAUUUCUGUGAUUACGCACCAGUGUUUCGGCUGGCAUGUAACGACAACACCCUGCAAUGGGCUGUGGCUUCAGUUCUGAGCCUGGCUAUCCUCCUCGGCCCACUGUCCUUCAUCAUUCUGUCAUACAUGAGUAUUCUAAUCGCUGUGUUCAGGAUGAAAAGCGUUGAGAGUCGUGUGAAAGCGCUGGCCACCUGCACUGAGCACCUCAUUCUAGUGGCAGUAUUCUUCUUUCCGUUUCUGAUUAUUUUCAUGGUUGGGUUAUUAGCGCGCAUCAAACCAGACCCUGACCUGCGCGUACUGAGCCUGUCGCUGGCCUCGUGCAUCCCGCCCUGUCUCAACCCCAUCGUCUACUCUCUGAAAACUAAAGAGAUCAAGAGCAAAGUGCUCACCAUGUUCAGGAGAAUUAAAGUUCAAGUAGUUAACGAUUGAUCUUUACGCAUAGGUUGCUACAUACAGUAGGUUGCUACGUGCGUGAAGUCACCAUCAAAUCAAAUGUAUUGGGCUGUCCAUAUCAAGGGGUUGAAAUGGGGGGGACAUGCACUUGGCGUGUCAUUGCUUAAAUUUGAGUUUAUAAUGAGUGAGCAACGUUUUUAAUCUAUCUUCCAGUUUAUUCUCAACAUUUUCAUUGAUUGUCAUGAUUGUGUCAUGGUUGUCCAUCUGAUGAAGAAGGCCCAUCCACACGCACUCCCCCUUGUUAAACACAGAGGUAUCACAGAAAUGAGUGUCAAUGAUUUGCAUUUCCUUUUCAGCUUUCCUACACAUUCUGAAAUAACAACACAUUUGCUCAUCCUAAUCCUAUGUCAUCAACCAAAUGUAAUCCCUUGAAAUGGGCAUGGUAGGCUCUAUAACCGACUGAAUAUU